ACGAGAGUACCGCUGCUUUCUGCUGGUGCUGCAACAAGAGACAGGACGCGUCUUGGAUCACAAAUAGGGAUGCAGGGCGCAUGCGCACUGCUCUCCGUUUACUGUAUGAUAUUCUCCGUGGUGGAAAAAAGGGGGGCAGGAGGCAACAAUCGGGGGUUUUUUGAAAGCAGCAACCAAAAAAAAAGCACGACGAAAUCAUCUCCGGGGGGUGUUGAAAACGGACCUUUAUCAACAGGUAGAAUUUGGAUUCAUCUCCUGUGAUUACCGCUUUUAUUUUUAUUUUUAUUUUAUUUUUUUUAUGGAGACUGUGGACAUGAUUCUGGUCUCGACGACGUGAGGAUCGGCGCCGCUGUUGUGUUUUAUCUAAGCAAGUAAGACGCUGAGAUUGCUCCAUCAUCGAAUCCUGCUGCCUUUUCCAUCAUUUGACACCGGCUGGAGGACGAAUUUUUUUGUCAUAAAAACCCGUGUGAUGAGACAAAGGAACAAAGGAUGCCUUAGAGGAGAGGUUGCCUAUAAGCCCGGAAACCUCCUCAAAGCACACCGCAGCCAAAUGGAUCUAACGCCUCCCCUCGCCGCCGCCGCUGCCGCCACCUCCUCCAGAUCAUGAUACUAGGCUGAAGCUAUCCCCCGCUUAUCUUUAUGAUCCCUCCUCCAUCUAUGGCGAACUAUAGCCAUGCAGGGGACCACACCAUCUUGCAGAAUGUCUCUCCUCUCGCCACGUUCCUCAAACUGACCUCCCUGGGUUUCAUCAUCGGCGUCGGCGUGGUCGGGAACCUCCUGAUCUCCAUCCUGCUGGUCAAAGACAAGAGCCUGCACCGAGCACCUUACUACUUCCUGCUAGACCUGUGCGCCUCCGACAUCCUGCGCUCGGCCAUCUGCUUCCCCUUCGUCUUCACCUCGGUCAAGAAUGGCUCGGCGUGGAGUUACAGCACGUUGACCUGCAAGGUGAUUGCCUUCCUGGGCGUGCUCUCCUGUUUCCACACGGCGUUCAUGCUCUUCUGCGUGAGCGUCACACGCUACCUGGCCAUCGCCCACCACCGCUUCUACACCAAGAGGCUCACCUUCUGGACCUGCCUGGCCGUCAUCUGCAUGGUGUGGACGCUGUCGGUGGCCAUGGCAUUCCCGCCAGUUCUCGACGUGGGCACGUACUUGUUCAUCAAGGAGGAGGACCAGUGCACCUUCCAGCACCGCUCCUUCCGGGCCAAUGACUCACUGGGCUUCAUGCUGCUCCUGGCACUCAUCCUGCUGGCCACACAGCUGGUUUACCUCAAGCUCAUCUUCUUUGUCCACGAUCGCCGAAAAAUGAAGCCGGUCCAGUUUGUGCCCGCCGUCAGCCAGAACUGGACCUUCCACGGGCCCGGGGCGAGCGGGCAGGCGGCCGCCAACUGGCUGGCCGGAUUCGGUCGAGGCCCGACUCCGCCUACUUUGCUGGGCAUCAGGCAGAACAGCAACGCAGCGGGCCGCAGGCGUCUCCUGGUGUUGGAUGAGUUCAAAACGGAGAAGAGGAUUAGUAGGAUGUUCUACAUCAUGACCUUUUUCUUCCUGGCUCUCUGGGGGCCUUAUCUGGUGGCCUGCUACUGGCGGGUGUUCGCCAGGGGCCCCGUGGUCCCGGCGGGCUACCUGACGGCCGCCGUGUGGAUGAGCUUUGCCCAGGCUGGGGUCAACCCGUUCAUCUGCAUCUUCUCCAACAGGGAGCUGCGGCGCUGCUUCAGCACUACGCUCCUCUACUGCCGGAAAUCCAGGUUACCACGGGAACCCUACUGCGUUAUAUGAAGCUUUUCUCCUCGUCCCUCCUUUCCGGUGCCAAUCACUGGUGGUCCCAAAUAAAGGAGGAGUGCAACAGGGCUCUGUGGAUCGUCCCCUGUUGUUUAGCACGGAAGGUCAUGCCCGUGCAGAGAAGCAAAAAGUCGAAAAAGUCAACAAAAAAAUAGGGAAAAAAAGACAAAAAGAAAACAAAAUCUUUGGAUUUUUUUCAAGAUCAUUCUGUGAGGUGUGAAAUACUUCAAAAAAAAAGAGAGCGAGAAAUAAUACCCCUCAAGGAAUCACUGGUUUUACAUUUUUAAGAGUUGCACUACUAAAAAAAAAAAAAGAUGUACGUUUUUUUUUGUUGUUGUUGUUGCAAGGGACAACGUUUAUUCCCUCCUAAACAAUGAAUGCUUUAAUUUGCAACAGACUACACACAAAAAUCGCUGUAAGUAAGGCAAAAGGUGUCGGGACGACACAAGCACCACAGGAGGAUGAAGUGGUUUUAACGUAAGUGGUAACCUUUUUUUAUUUAUAGACGGACGGGCUUAAAAAACAGUUUUUGAUGUGAAGUUUCAACUAGCAUUGCUUUCAUGUAGUUUUACCCAUACGUCCCUAUAAUAGUGUCUGGCAUUGUUAUUUUUCUUUUACAAUGGGGGGGCGGGGGGAGGGGGGAAUGCUCAUUUUUCUUAAAAAAAAAAGUUUUGGGAACAAAUAUGUGCUUAAAAAAAGACUGAAGAUAAAUGUGUCAUAUCCAUGUACCCUCAACACAUCAUGUUAUUGAUGCCACCCCGGGUGUUCUUGCCUUAAUGGUUAUGAUUUAAUGCACUCCUAUGAAGUCAUUCCUUGGAUGCAAAGGGAUGUAUUAUUAUUUUAAUCACAUAAGGUGCAUGUGUGUUUCCAAAAAGCUGGUCCAUCCACUUUCUAUUAUUAUUUUUUACUGUGCAAAGCUCCGCCCACCGCAGGCAGUGAGUGUGUGUGUGUGUGUGUGUGUGCGCAUCAAACACUUCAAGACCUUCAAGAGCCUUAGUAUGAUAUCUUGCACAAUUUGUAAAAAAAAAAAAAAAAAAAAGUCAAAAGACAAAAAAAGGGGGGACAUUUAAGGCACACUCUUGUUUCUACUUUCCCUACAUUUGCUCUCGCUACUGAUUGUUUUUAAAUUACUUUCUCGCAAUCUCUCGUGGCCAUUUUUUUUUUUUUGGUUUUGUUUUGGAAUAAUUACUCUGUGUUCCUUUUUGUAAAUUAUAGAUGGUGUGUAAGUAUGUGAGUCUUUCAUUACUAUUUGGAGUCCCGAAUGUGAGUACAGUUUCAGUUUAGGAUUGCAUUUUUCGCUGAAAGUUAACUGUGUAAAUCUGUUGCUUUUUUUUUUUUUUUUCCAAAAAUAAAAAAAGAAAGUUUCUCA
This is a messenger RNA of Dunckerocampus dactyliophorus (ringed pipefish), 3145 nucleotides long. RefSeq names its product G protein-coupled receptor 85 (gene gpr85). Gene Ontology annotation, biological process: G protein-coupled receptor signaling pathway. Gene Ontology annotation, cellular component: plasma membrane. NCBI's taxonomy places the organism in Eukaryota, Metazoa, Chordata, Actinopteri, Syngnathiformes, Syngnathidae. Bases 640 to 1773 code for a protein of 377 amino acids. Gene Ontology annotation, molecular function: G protein-coupled receptor activity. The record is from RefSeq and is a predicted model, not a curated record. The transcript has 3 exons.